UCGGUUUUAAUUAAUAUUUAACCGACAAAACGUAGUCGGUAACACAACACGGGUAAAUAAAGAGGACUUUCCCGUUAAAGUGGGCAACCCGGCGUCGAAAGGGAGCUAAACUGUUGAGCACCAGUGUUGAGGUGUCACAGGAACAAUCCGCUCUUCACCUGAGCUUUACCUGGCUGGAGAUGGGGGAUCCAGAGCCUCCCGAGUUUGAGUCCCUGGAAGAAGAGCUGGAGUACUGGAGGGAACAGGCUGCCAAGCACCAACAGAGUGCAGAGGAAGCCCAGGAGGAGCUGCAGGAGUUUCAGCAGAUGAGUCGGGAUUAUGAGGUGGAGCUGGAGACGGAGCUGAAACAAUAUGAGGCGCGAAACCGCGAGCUAAUUGCCUCGAACAACCGCCUCUGCAUGGAACUGGAAAACUACAAGGAGAAGUACGAGACGCAGCACUCGGAGGCCUACAGGCAGAUCUCCACCCUGGAGGGAGACCUCUCAGAGACCACGGCCGUCAGAGACCAGCUUCACAAAUACAUCAGAGAGCUGGAGCAGGCCAACGACGACCUGGAGAGGACCAAGAGGGCGACCAUCAUGUCCCUGGAGGACUUUGAGCAGAGGAUGAACCAGGUCAUAGAGAGGAACGCCUUCCUGGAGAGCGAGCUGGACGAGAAGGAGAACCUCCUGGAGUCUGUGCAGAGGCUCAAGGACGAGGCCAGAGACCUGAGACAGGAGCUGGCUGUGAAGCAGAAGCAGCAGGUUCAGGACAGAAAGCCGUCGCUCACAGGCGGUGCACUCAAAGAGCCUUCACCCUCCGCCUCCUCCGCGUCAUCCUCGGCUGGUCUGCCCACCCCCCCUCUCACCCCUCCAGACAAAAGAACUGUGGACAAAACUGUGUCUUCGUCCUCUAACCAGCCCAUCCCCACUGCAGCAACCACCAUCGCUACGCCAUCCAGACCUGCAGCCUCAGCAGAGGCCUUCUGCACCCCGCCGCCCUCCAUCAGCAGAGCAGGUGAAGGCCUCUUAGGGACCCCUCUCACCACGUCGGCGAGGAUCUCGGCUCUGAACAUCGUCGGAGAGCUGCUGAGAAAAGUCGGGAACUUGGAGUCAAAGCUGGCAUCCUGUCGGGAAUACGUCAACGAGCAGACGACUAACCGCAGAGGACACGCUGGGGGACAGGGGGCGCCGUCGGGCCAGAACACCUUGUCAGAGACGCAUCCUACAAACGGCCUCUACAACAAGGGGCUGGUGAAGAGGUUAGACUUCGGAGCGGGAUCCAAACUGCUGCUGUGAAAAGUGGAAAAAAAGAAAAGAAAAACAUCCUAAACCUCCAUCCUGAAUCCUCGAUUGCACGCUGUCCAAUCCCCUGCCUGGAUCUCCUUUACGUGUGACGGUACAGUGUGUGUGUUUGCACAUCAAACAGGCAGCUCUCACUGCGAGCUGCAGUGAUGAAACUGAUGGAAACGUUACUGAGAAGACUUCGGGGAUGUCUGAUUCAAGCACAGAGUUUUUGAAUGAUUUUUAAAAAAAAAAGACUUCUUUCAGCACUCGCACUUAGCUUGAACUAACCUUCUGGACUUGUGCUCUUUGUCACCACCGCGCCUGCUUUGUUUGAUGUUUUUUGUGUGUGUGUUGUUGCUCUAACGGUGGGUUAAGACUAAAUUUGAAGCACAUUUUAUCGAUUUAACGACAACACAAAGAGUGAAGGAAAAGACUUGACGACUUGAUGUGCAUGUGUUGCUUUUGUAACAGCAUGAGAGAGAGAAACUACAAACAUGGGUUACACAGCUUUCCACUGCGGAAGACUUAGAAGUCCUCAGUGUUGAGCUGUCAAUUUAAAACUCUUCUUCUCGUCUGUGUUGUCAUCCAAACUGCUCUGCGAGUAGCGUCAUGAGUUCUGCUGCUCUUUGACUCUUUGCGAUCUUUAAACACAACUGAAGGUGACGUCUUACAGCCGGAGAGAAGAGGGAACAUUUAGAUAAAGAUAUUAAAAAAAACAAAAAACUUUUUAAUCUGUUUGGUAAACACUUUCUUCAUGAAACUUUGAGCGUCUCCUUUUACACAGUUCUUCUCCUGUCAACUCAAGUUUGUCAAACGAGGUGCAGAAACAGGCCGAAUCUUAUGAAACAAAAUGCUGAUUAUCACUUUUAGGAUAAAUUAACUGACGGUUGAAACAAAUGAAUUUGUUCUGUUAUUAUAAAUGAUUACAGAUAAAUUAGACGACUUGGCACUGACUGCAGAUAAACAUGGACAUGGUAACUGAUUUGCUCUCAGUAAUGAUCUAAAACCAGCUUAGAGCCACAAACAAGCUGAGCAGCUGCGACCUGCCGAGUCUGCUGACGUGUUGCAGAAACACAAUUUGUUUUUCUCCUUUGCGUCUCUAAUGAAGAAGCUAAAGAUGGCAGAAAUUAAAACCUCCACGGUGGCUGCACAGCACAACUAAAUGAGAAGAGAAGUGUUCAAGUCAUCACUUUGUAUUCAGGUACUGCAUCGUUGCACAGACUAGUUUACUCGCCGCUGCAUUUCUGAUGGUAUUUAGUUACAUUAUUUGAUUCUAGUUUCUAGAAACGAUGACCCGGAGGAACCUUUGAAUCUCUUAGGAAGUAGCUCCUGGGACUUCAAGUUGUUUUUAUUUUAGGUGGAAACAAAGCGAUAACCUCUGAAGCCAAUGCUGAAGGGUAAAAUCCUGCAGUUUGUAGAGGGUCUGCUUGAGUCUGGCUCCAGGAAGUCACAUACACACCACAUUCAAAAGUCUGUUUUUACAGUAGUUUACAACCUGGUACAAAAAAAUGAUUGGUUUUUGUUCUCAUGGACACACACUGUACGGGGGGUGAUUUUUUGUAUAAAGCAUCCGAUUUGAUUUUAUGAAGAAAACGUGUUAUCCAUAGUUAAGCACGUAGCUGGCAUGAUUGACAGGUGGGCGCGGUGUAAC
Messenger RNA from Labrus bergylta (ballan wrasse), 2916 nucleotides. Its product is annotated as nuclear distribution protein nudE homolog 1. Gene Ontology annotation, cellular component: kinesin complex; centrosome; kinetochore. Gene Ontology annotation, molecular function: microtubule binding. Lineage: Eukaryota; Metazoa; Chordata; Actinopteri; Labriformes; Labridae. Gene Ontology annotation, biological process: cell migration; vesicle transport along microtubule; mitotic centrosome separation. The record is from RefSeq and is a predicted model, not a curated record.